UUUAAACUAGCACAACUUUAAGCUAAUCCCAGCAGCUUUGGCUACAACGUCACUAGCUACAAAUGUAUUUUUAACAAGCUUACACUUCAAAUAUAAAUAUAAAGUUGAAAAAAUUGAAACGUUUUGCAUACAAGACGCUGCGGUAAACGUUAGAAAGCAAUUAGAAUGUCAAGGCUUUUGUUGGCCCGAUCGCUGCGCCUUUCGCCUCAGCAUCGCUUGAGUGCUGCAUUGCAACUGGUGCGACAAUUUGCUGCCAAGCCGCCGCCCAAGCCCUCGACUGCGCCCAAGUGCCAGGACCCGGAGCCGCCGAAGCCCAAGCCGGGCUAUUUUCCCAGUGGCGGCACACAUGCCGUUAUGGAUGAUCUGCCCAAGCCGGAGGGGGAUUUCUACAAGGCCUGGAAGGCCAAAAAUUCCAAAUACAAUAUGGUGCUGCUCAGUUCGAUUCUGGCGCUCGUGGGCAUUGUCUUUGUGUGGAACACCACCAAUGUGAUGCCUCUGUGGGCAAACGUGCCCGAAUAUCCCUACACUGAGGAUGAAAUGGAGAAGUUUGCCGAGGAGGAGGAGCGCCGCCAGGAGGAGAAGGAAGAGCGCGAGCAACGCCAGCAGGAUCGCAAGGAGAUGAAGGAGCUGCUAACGCGACGUCGUCUAGCCAAGGAGGCGAUGCCGCGUGAGGUGGAGCUAAUGCAGAAGGAUCUGGAUCAGGGACUGGAGGGUAAUGAAACCGAUGAGCUUGUCAAGCUCAGUACAGAGCGCGAGGAGUUUGAAGCCUGGGAGAAGGAGGAAAUGAAGCGUCUGGAGGAGAAAGAAAAGGAGCGCGAAGCGUUGAAGAAAGAGCGCGAAAAGGCGCGUCAGGAGAAGCUAAAGCAAAAGGAAAAGGAGCGCAAAUUAAAAGAGAAACAAAAGAAUUAAACACACAAAUUAAACAGCCUGCUUAGCUUAAGUUAAAUAAGUUAAUUGCACUUAACAAAGACACUGCACAUGAGAAAAUUGUAACAAAAAAAAUAAUAAAUAAAGCGCUAUUGUUGCUGUAGGCAAAUGGAA
Messenger RNA from Drosophila busckii, 1041 nucleotides. RefSeq lists its product as uncharacterized. NCBI's taxonomy places the organism in Eukaryota, Metazoa, Arthropoda, Insecta, Diptera, Drosophilidae. The transcript is spliced from 2 exons. The coding region runs from base 166 to 909 and encodes 247 amino acids. The record is from RefSeq and is a predicted model, not a curated record.